GCCAGGAUGGAUGAUCAAGCAUGGUAUUUGAGAACCUCAAAGCUGGCUCUGGCCUUGGCAAUUAUCCACUCAAAACCAGCAAACAAAAGCAGCAGAGAAUACACAGAGGACCUUGCAAGGAUGGGGUCUGGAUUAGAAUCGAUGUGGAGAUCAAAAGUUGAAGCCUUGGAAACUGAAGUUCUGCAAUUGCGCCAAAAACUUCUUCUGCGUAGGAUUUAUUCAGAAUCAGUAAAGGGAGGAGACUCAUCUUCCCAGUUACAGACUCAGGAACCUACAAGUUCUGGAAAUACAUCAGCCCUGCUGGAAGAUUCUGGGUGUGAUUUAUCAAACGAGCAGAGACUAGAACCUUUAGAGAUGUCUCAGCAUUCUGAGGAGAACUGCACGCCUUUGGCCUUUUUACCCCUGCCCAUUAGGGAAGGACAUUGCGCUGUCCCAGGAAACCCUCUGCCUUCUCACAUGCAGUUUUUGCAACAUUUAAUUGAGUUGAAGAGCUUGACAGAAUCAGGAGAUCUGAAAGCAGACUUAAGCCACUUGGAAAACAACUCUUCCACGGUGUCAGAUUCUGUUCUUCGGUUAUUAGAUGGCUUGAUCACUUUUUACCAUAAGCCCAAAUUUCCCUUUUCAAGCUUUUGGACAGAAGCAGUUGAUACCAUAGCUAAGCUGAUCAGUGACAGCAACUUAUCCAAACAUAUUCUUAAGACAUGUUACAAGAAGUUGGAAGAAUUUGAGAGAACCUUGCUACGUGUUAUUUUAAACAACAGUCAGAUAAACCGGUUUCAGGCACAGCAUUAUAUCUCUCAAAAUCUAGUAACCCUGGGAAGUUGCAGCUUGUUGAGAAAAUCUACAAUAUCACUACUGCUAUCAGAAAUAAACAGCUUUGCUGAUGACCUGGGUACCAUCAGUCAGGUUCAAAGCAGUUAUGAUGUGACACGCUAUGAAAAUAUUUUCUCCCUACUCUGGGUUCUGGAGCAGCUUCUUCAAAAGGAAGCUAAAGAUGAUAAUACUUCACACAAAAAACAAGAUGACCAGGAAAUCAAGAAAUUUCUUCAGAAGCACGAUGAAACUAUUUCCCAACUCUCUGAUGCAUUUCCUUUAUUUACAUUUUAUUUAUGGAGAUUGGGCAUUCUCCUAAACUCAAAAGAAACAGAAACUUGA
This is a messenger RNA of Sorex araneus (European shrew), 1155 nucleotides long. RefSeq names its product meiotic double-stranded break formation protein 4 (gene MEI4). Gene Ontology annotation, cellular component: lateral element. Lineage: Eukaryota; Metazoa; Chordata; Mammalia; Eulipotyphla; Soricidae. Gene Ontology annotation, biological process: homologous chromosome pairing at meiosis; meiotic DNA double-strand break formation; spermatogenesis. The record is from RefSeq and is a predicted model, not a curated record. The transcript has 4 exons. Bases 7 to 1155 code for a protein of 382 amino acids.